Silurus meridionalis is the source of this 2242-nucleotide messenger RNA. Its product is annotated as class I histocompatibility antigen, F10 alpha chain-like. The transcript has 4 exons. Gene Ontology annotation, biological process: immune response. Gene Ontology annotation, cellular component: external side of plasma membrane. The coding region runs from base 32 to 1000 and encodes 322 amino acids. NCBI's taxonomy places the organism in Eukaryota, Metazoa, Chordata, Actinopteri, Siluriformes, Siluridae. The record is from RefSeq and is a predicted model, not a curated record.
UUCAUUACUUUCCCAUAGCUCCUGCUGGAAGAUGAACAUUAUGGACUUCUUCAUUUUUUUAACAGUUGUUUUUUUUGGAGUGGCAUCUACAGGCUCCCACACGCUGCAGUAUCUCACUGUCGUCUCAUCCCUAAACGCCACCACAACUGUGGAGCUGGAUGGGGAGACCAUCGCGUUCUACAGCAGCAGUGAUGCAGAGGUGAUUCUCAAGACCGAGUGGAUAAAGAAGAUCGAUGUUGACGUGCCAGAUUACUGGAAAAGUGAGAAAUCCCGCAUGUCAGGUGACCACUUGGCAUUGGACCUCCAGCAUCAUCUAAGCCGUGUGGAGAAGCUCCUUCAUCAAACCAAAGGAGCUCCUACACUAACCAGGACGUACACAUGUGAGAUCAGUGAUGACAACACAACUAGAGGAUCACUCCAGAUCCUUUAUGAUGGAGAAGAUUUCAUCAGACUGAAUCUCAGCAGUGGAACCUGGACUGCAGACAACCAUCAAGCUGAGCAGUUCCUGGAAGUCUGGGAGCAUGCAGAGCGUAAUGCCAAACACUGGACGCACUACCUGAAGUCUGCAUGCAUAGAGUGGUUAAAGCAGUAUCUGACUUACAGGAACAGUGUGUAUCAAGCAGGUGGAGGAGCAGAUGGAGGAGCAGGUGGAGGAUCAGAUGGAGGAGCAGGUGGAGGAUCAGAUGGAGGAGCAGGUGGAGGAUCAGAUGGAGGAUCAGGUGGUGGAUCCGAUGGAGGAUCAGAUGGAGGAUCAGGUGGUGGAUCAGAUGGCGGAUCAGAUGGCGGAUCAGGUGGCGGAUCAGAUGGAGGAGCACAUAAUAUAAUGUAUAUCAUCAUUGCUCUAGUCCUGGUUUUAUUUUUUGUUGUUGCUCUAAUUGUGUCCUACAUGAAGAGGGAAAGACUUCAGGAAUUUUUUAACAAAAUUCUAAAACAUAGCAGUUUCUUCAAGUGUCUGACUUCAUGCAUCAGACGCCAAGAUUUCGAACCCGUUCCAGUCUAAAUUAGUGCACAAGUCCCGCUUUAAUGAAGAUCCCAGCACCACCCUCCAUCGCCAUACAGUGUUACUCUGCUGCUGACACUGUCAACUGCUUCCCUUUCCUGCAACCGAAAUCUCAGGGCUUUCAAGUAGGAACUAAACACCAGCUCUGAUUUAAAAAAAAAUUUCACCCAAGGUUGUUCUUCACCAUCUUGUACGCUGUUUAAGAGAAUAUCCGACUGCACCUUAACAUCCACUCUGCUGAAAAGGUGAUUGGCUACAAUGUUCUACCUCUACAGGACUCGUACACCUUCAGAACCCAAAAGUGGGCAGCUAGGAUCGGUACUAAACCCCUUUCACACUAGAUGCAAACUUUAAAUAACUUCCCACUGGCUGGAGACCAUCAGGACCAAAAACAGAUUCUUUGCAACUGACCUCAUGAACAAGAUCAAAGUUCCACCAUCAGCAUUGACCUGCCUGCACAAACACAAACAUAUAUUUAUUAUCUAUCGUAUAGCUUUUAUCUUUAUUUAUUACUGUAUUUAUUUUUAUAUUUUUAUAGCAUAAACACACCAUGACAUUUUUUUAUACAUGCAAACCAUCAUAAUUGGCAGUAAAGACGAUUCUGACCCUCUGAUGAAGCACAUCCUCAUUUCCUGUUGUUAGAAAUCUAUUGCAGAGAUUUAUUACUGUGAGUUUUAUUUCUUUCUUUUCACAAGUAUGGGAAUAGAUUCGAUUGGAAGGACAUGGGUUCAAGUCCCACCACCAUCAAGCUGCCACUGCUGGGCCCUUGAGCAAGGCCCCUAACCCUUAACUGCUCAGCUGUAUAACUGUAGGUCACUCUGUUUAGGGAUCAAAAAUGCCAUAAAUGUAAAUUAUAAUAUUAGUGUUUCUAUUUAUUUAUUUAUUUAUUUAUUUAUUGCUCUUUUCAUUUCCUCCCCCAAGUUUCUCUCCUUAAAUUAUACUUAUAAACUGGAAAGAGAAGAAGUUUACGUCUCAUGUGUACAUUUCAGCACUGUGAAUGUUUUUUCUGUAAAUAUCUCAGUUGUAGGGUGACGGUGUGGGGGGAUGAACCCUGGACCUUCUGAUCAAUAACCAAUCAUCUCAAUUAAAAGGGAAUUUUUCUUUUCUUUUAUUUUUCACCCCAUUAUUUUCACCUUAAAACUUGUCCAGGUUUUUUAAACAAAAACUAUUUUAUAAGUAAUUUCUUUUAGGUGAAAAUGUUUCUUAUACACUGAUAUGUAAAUAAAAAAACAUUAAAAAUAA